GGAGGGAUGUAAAUAGCUCUAAAGUGAAAUUUCUUUCUAUAUCUAUAAAGGAAAUAAGAUUAUUAUGUGUUAGGUACUGUGGAACGGCAGCGUUUAUUGCCCACGUUGCCCUGACGCGGUUAAGCAGAGGCUGACCUGGCUUCCUCGAGGAAGCCAGUUUCUGGAAACUUGGUCAGCCUUCCCUUAUUUUCAUCUACUGCAAUUGAUGUGGAUUUACACAUUUUGCUCACGGGUGGACCUUUUAUACGUGCCCACUUGACGUUUGAUUCCAUUCAAUUAGUUCUUUUUUUUGUUUUGCAAAUGGGGAGCAAACUCAGCACCGAGUUCUAAUGGGUUGAGAUUUAGCAUCAAACGUUUUUAAUUCUGCCCAAUAAACAAUGACUAUCUUCACCGAAAAUCUUCCAUAGUUUAUGUCCACUGGUGGUUUUUUUUAAGUGGGGUUUAAAACCUUUUAGUUUACCACGUCGCCGAGAAUUACAGAGAGGGGUUCAUUCCCAUCUUCCCUCGUCGAGCUGUAGUCGUCUUGGUUUGGUGCCAAGCUAACCAUGUCGAAAGAGAGCGUUACCAGCACAUCCCAAUCUCAGUCCCAGAGUCAGUCCCAGUCCGCCUCGUCCACCAGCGGCACUGGAUCGAGCAGCCUGUCCUCAGCAGGCACUGUCAUCCUGGAUUCCAAUCCUACCCAGGAUCUUGCUACCAUUCCAGAAGUGGAGGAAUUGCCUAAGCCUUGGGGACGCCUCUGGGCGCUUGAGAAAGGAUUUUGGAACUUGGAUUGCUUAAAUAAUGAGUACUGGUUCGGGAGGGAUAAAUCGUGUCACUACUGUUUCGAUCAACCAGUGUUGAAGAGGAAGGAGCACUUCAAAUCGUACAGCAAGAAACAUUGCAGAAUUAUCAGAGAAAAGGGUCCUGGAAGCACGUUUGUAGUGUUUAUUGAAGAUCACAGUUCAAAUGGUACCUUCCUGAAUGGCCAGAUAAUUGGAAAAGACCGAAGAUUACCACUGUGCAAUAAUGCAGAAAUUGCAAUUAAUCAUGAAUUACACAAAGUUUUUGUCUUUUCGGACCUCACAACUGAUGACCAGUUGAACUUGCCAAAAGGGUUCCGGGAUAAAUACAUCAUUUCAAAACCUCUUGGCUCGGGUGUUUGUGGAGAAGUGAAACUGGCAUUUGAGAAGUCAAACUGUAAGAAGGUAGCUGUGAAGAUUGUACAUAAACCCAAAUUUGCACAACUUGUAUCUGAGCGAAGUGAUGCUGCUGCAAAGUGUUCCACUUCAAAUGUUGCAACAGAAGUUGAGAUUCUGAAGAAAUUGGACCAUCCUUGCAUAAUCAAAAUUGAGGAGGUGUUUGAUUUUGAAGACUCAUUCUACAUUGUACUGGAUUUGAUGGAAGGUGGCGAGCUUUUUGACCGAGUAGUCCGCUCAAAAGGACUGAAGGAACAAACGACCAAACUGCUGUUCUAUCAGAUGCUUCUUGCAGUUCAAUACCUUCAUGACAAUAACAUCACCCACCGAGAUCUCAAACCAGAGAAUGUAUUGCUUGCGAACAAUGAAGAGAACUGCCUCAUUAAGAUUACUGAUUUCGGUCUUUCAAAGAUUUUGGGAGAAACAUCCCUGAUGAAAACAUUAUGUGGAACACCCACCUAUCUAGCUCCAGAGGUGUUACUGGGUGCUGGAGCAGGUGGGUACUCCAAAGCAGUGGAUUGCUGGAGCCUAGGAGUUAUACUUUUCAUAUGCUUGGGUGGAUACCCGCCAUUUAGUGAUCAAAUAAAGGACAUGAAUCUGAGGGAUCAAAUCAUAAAAGGACAUUACAAGUUCAUCCCACAGUGCUGGGCAAACGUCUCUGAAGCAGCAAAGGACUUGGUGAAGCAGCUGCUUAAUGUGGACCCGAAUAAAAGAUUCACAACAAAGGAUGCUCUUAAUCACUCGUGGAUGCAGGAUGAAGAUAUGAAGAAAAAGGCAAAACAACUGAUGUAUGCUCAGACUGAAUUAACGUUGCCCCUGAGUACAACUGGUCAGUCAUCAACUGGUAGGAAAAGGCCACAUGAAGAGGACCAUCCUCCAAACACCAAACGACCCACACUGUCUUCACUAAGCAAACCGGUUACUCAAGAGUAGGGAAACUUGAGUGGUUGCAACCUAACCUUUUACAUGCUGUGUGGACAUCUCCAAGAAACAGUUAUAUUUGAUUUGCCUCAGGUGCCACAGGCCUGUUUUAGUCAUUUUUUGUGCUUUGCUUCUUUUUAUUACUGUAAUUCAAUCAAUGUGUCUAGAAUUUUUCCUGCAAUUUUGUUUCAGAAUAAACGUUUAACUGAUUUUCAUCCCAUUUUCUCUGGAGACCAUACAGUAUACAGUUAGUCAUUUGUAGUCCCAUUAUACAGAUAAUUUUCUUUGGUUUAAACCACAACACCUUUUAUGUGCUAUAAUGGUGUUGCACGGUUUAAAACAAAUCCAUGAUAUUUACAAUUAUAAUUAGUAAGGAGCUUAAAGAGCUUAAUGUUUCUUUAUACAGUAAAUUUCAGCUGGUCAAGUUUGUAAUUUAACAUAUUAAUAUCUUCAAAGAAAAUUAAUGAAAUGGGGUCUAAAUGUGCUAUUGAAUAUUGCACUGCCUCAGAUUUCCCAAAAUAAUUGAAAGCUGGGGAAAAUAAUUGGGUAUUGAGACAUAAGAAAACUUAAUGUAAAUGGUCACUUUAAUUACUGCUGCUGUUAAUAGUUGUAUUUAACUUGAAUGUUGUCGACUGACCAUGGGCUGGAUCCCUCGGUUGUAUUUCUGAUGGCCUUUGUCAUUGAUGGCAAAGGCAGAGACACUUUAAAUAUAAUGUAGAAAAUGGAGAGAUUUCUCUUCCCAAGUGUUUUUUUUUUGGCAUUUGGAUCAAAAACUAUAAAACUACCAUUUUAAGUUCACAUUUUCAUAUGAACUGUAAAUAAUACAUUGAAAUGAAAGGUUGUCCUUAUACAUCCUCAGAUUUCUGCAUAAUUGUAGCCGUUGAUAUCCCUGUUUGUUGAUUAGUGGAUUCACCAUGCACAUCAAAAGAAUGCCAAGUUCACUUUCUUGGUCUAUCCUGAAUUAAUUGAUCCUAACCAGAUAGUAGAAGGAUCACUACAACUGGCCUUGCUGUCUUUAUGCUGGGAAGAUGGUUCCUGCCUCUGGUUCACUGUGGAAAACUGUGCAUGUGAACCAUUGGUGAGCUGUUGGAUUGCAUCAGCAUCAUAAAUUGGCAAAUAGCUUCCCAUCUAACUGUAGACUGGCAUUUGAAGUUAUGUAUAAAUCGUUCUUGUCUAACUUUCUAGACAUGUGCCACACGUAACCAUAUACUUGUACGGUGUGGUGUCUUCAAGGAAUUAGAACUGUAUAUGGAAUGGGUAAAUGUUGACUAAGGUAAUGUAGAAAGGAAAACCAGAUAUAAAAUAGUGUAAUCUCGGCUUUGCUGCCAAAAUGGCUCAUAUUUUGAAACCUUUCUUUUCAUUAAUUACAUUGGAAGUUAUUCCUAGACUUGUAUUUAGCAGAGCUUGCUCAUCUUAGGUGAUCAUACAAACAUUAGUGAUGUUUGCCUUUUUGCUGAAAGCUGAAAUACUGUUCCAUUGUGGAACAUGCACAGUGAUUUUCCACCCCCUCCAACAUUUUUUUAUCAUCUAUUGCUAAUAAUUUUAACUUGUCUUGAUGAUAACUGCACUUCGUGUUGCAACACUUGCAUCACCUAAAAAGCUGAUGCACGAGUUGCAUGCUCAUUUGGCUUGACUUUGAAGGUGUAGUUGUACAGUUUCCUUAUGAAUUUCUAUAAGCCUAAUUGGUUUUCUGUUGCAGUCGCUUUUCUUUGUAUUCUGGAUUCUCUUGUUCCUUUUGGGUACUGUAAACAUCUGUAAUUUAAUUUGUGCAUUAGUUCUGUAUUUCUGUUCCUGAUACAAACAUCAGUGUAGUGAUGGUUAAUUUUGCCAUGCUAAAUGCAGAAUCCUUUAGUGUAUCUCCUUAAGUUGAAUGGUAAUGAUUUUUGGCGAACCACCUUCCUUUUGCAUCAAAAUUAACAACUAUUUAGAUGGAUUUUAAAGGAGGACUGUAGCCCUGAUGGCUGCUGAUUCUAACCUGUGUGCAUCUGUGUUGAAAAGGUGACAAACAACCAGGAGCAUAUUGAAAUGAUUUGAACUGCACAUGCCUCAAGCAAUGUGAGUGUAACAUAGAGUAUGGCAGUUCACCACAGAUUGUAAAGUAAACAAACGUUUGUGGAAUGUGUCCAAGAUAUAAUGUGGCAUUGAGAUUCCGUCUGCAGUGGUUAUAAGUAUUUUUUUUCAAUGAUUUUGUUGUGUGUUGUGUAGACUGCAUUUAAACAUCAGCGUAUUUGUAACAUGUAACUGCUUGAUCGAGGGAGAGCAUUUUUCUUUUGGAUUAGCUUCAACCAAGCAAAAAAGGUUAGAAUUGGACUUAAUAGCAGUUCAACUUUUGUGUUUUCUUUUUAAUAAAACUUGCAUUUGUACAUCCCAAGACACUAUUUAAUGCAUCAUUGAACCUUUGAAUUUAUUAUUCACUACCUAAACUGAGCCACUGGACCCAAAAAUCUGAACACAGUUUACCUGAGAUCAAACAGUACAAUAUGUUGUAAGAUUAAAUGUUGCCUUGCUGCUUUGCCAUUUUGAUAAAUUGAACCUGGGUUGAGGCCUGAAGAACAAGUGAAGUUAGAGAGCAUUUACAGAUUUAGUUAAGGAAGCCCUUUGGGUUUGAAUUGUAAGCUGUGCUUUUUUUAUAUAUACACUAGUUUAUGCAUUUUUCAUCUGCUAGAUUGAUAGAGGCUUGAAUUUAAUUAAGCAAUGUAUGUAAAAAGUUCUGGGGAAAUUAAAAUUCUCGAGCUGUUUGUAUCUGCUUUGUAAACAUUAUUUAUGUAGAAGCCCUGCUUCUAUUGUGUGGCCUCAUUUGUUGCUGCAAACAAUUUUUCAAAGUAAAAUACAUAGUUGGUCAUUGACCUUCCAGUUAAAACUCCAUGACUGAUCUGAAGAACCUGAAAGCAGCAACAAUUGUCCUCAACAGGAAUUUUAUAGCCAUUUUGUGGAAGACAGUGAGCCAGCCUGGUAGUUAAGGAUUACAGUUUGCUGCCGACUACCUCUGACUAGCACCAAGAAGAUCUGAAUUUAUUAAAGAAUUUAGAGGUGAUGGUGCUAGGUUCAAUCCAGUGAAGAAGGGAAUGGUGGGUGGAAAUUUAUGAUCGUGACUUUUGAUACCUGACAAGUCAGUACAAAUGGCUGCCUUUUUAAUGCAGAGGCAUUGAGUACACUUCAGGGCCUUUCCAUUUAUGUUUGGUUACCUAUCUCUUCCUGCUGUUGUCAUUUGUGGUCGUUGCAUCCAACAGUUAAACAAAAUGGGCAUCUCUACUCCCAGCCCUUUGACUUUAGUUUACAUUGUAUUGUGGACGAGCUUAGAAUAGAAGUUCAUUAAAUAUUUAUUAUUAUGCUGUUGUUUCUGUGAUUCAUUAACCCUGCCACCCCUCCCAAUAAAAACUGUUUGAUCUUGAGAACUGAGGUAUCAGUGAACUUUCAAAUGUCUCAGCAGCUAAUUUUAUCUGUUGUUCCGGAUGACAUUCAUUCUCUGUAUAGUUAGGGAAGAUGGCUUACAUGUUUUAUAAAUCAAAGCUGACAAAAUAUAUUGUACAAAAUUCAAUAAAUGAUUUACAAGAA
Stegostoma tigrinum is the source of this 5651-nucleotide messenger RNA. RefSeq names its product checkpoint kinase 2 (gene chek2). Gene Ontology annotation, biological process: mitotic DNA damage checkpoint signaling; protein phosphorylation. The record is from RefSeq and is a predicted model, not a curated record. The coding region runs from base 546 to 2108 and encodes 520 amino acids. The transcript has 14 exons. Gene Ontology annotation, molecular function: protein binding; protein serine/threonine kinase activity; ATP binding. Lineage: Eukaryota; Metazoa; Chordata; Chondrichthyes; Orectolobiformes; Stegostomatidae. Gene Ontology annotation, cellular component: nucleus; cytoplasm.